Molecule: messenger RNA, 1269 nt
Organism: Penicillium antarcticum
Lineage: Eukaryota; Fungi; Ascomycota; Eurotiomycetes; Eurotiales; Aspergillaceae
Product: PCI domain-containing protein
Exons: 2
Coding region: 1-1269 (422 amino acids)
Cellular component (GO): cytosol; COP9 signalosome
Source: RefSeq, a predicted model, not a curated record
AUGGCUUCUCAGAAAAUUACAAAUGCCCUUGCAGGCAUCGAAGCCAACUCCCACCAACCCACCAAGCUCCAACAGUACAAUGAGCUCCUCAACAACAUGGUCAGCAACACAUCCGGCCACGAACUAGCCCAAGACCUAGUCUACUACCUAGACUCAAUCCUCAAUGAAGACGUCAGCAUUGUCGCAGCUCGCCCCCUCCUCGACUCCUUCAUCACAGUCCUCCAAACCCUCGAACCCGAAACCAAAAUCAAAGUCGGCCAACACGCAGUCACCCUCCUCCAAUCCCGCUCCGCCUCAGUAGAAGAACAAGACUCGCAAAUCCGCGAGAUCCUCGCAGAUGCCUACGAAUCCGAGGAAGAAUACACAGCCGCAGCACGCGCCCUACAGGGGAUUCACAUCGACAGCUCACAGCGCCUCGUCUCCGACGCAGCAAAGGCCCGCCUCUGGAUUCGCAUCGUGCGCUACUACCUCGAAGACGACGAUACCACAUCAGCAGAAGCAUUCCUUAACCGAAUCAAGAAUUUACCCAGUAAAAUUGAGGACCACGAUUUAAAGCUUUACUUCCAGCUCUCGCAGGCCCGUAUCCUCGAUGCUCGUCGCCGUUUCCUAGAUGCCGCGCAGGAAUACUUUAAUGUUAGUCUGGCGCCUGGCGUGGACGAAGGUGAUCGCCUCACGGCUCUGUCGGCUGCUAUUCGCUGUGCUGUCCUCGCGCCUGCUGGUCCCCAGCGUUCGCGUUCCCUUGCUCGUCUAUACAAGGAUGAUCGGACGCCGUCUGUCGAUGAGUUCGCUAUUCUUGAAAAGAUGUUCCUUGAUCGACUUUUGACUGCUGAGGAGGUUGCUGCUUUCUCGAAGAAACUUGCUCCUCAUCAGCUUGCUGUUACUGCUGAUGGCACGACUGUCCUCGAUAAGGCUGUUAUUGAGCAUAAUCUCGUGGCUGCAAGUAAAUUGUACGAGAAUAUCCAUAUCGAUUCUCUCGGGUCGAUCCUGGGUCUCCAGUCUUCAGGUGAUUUGUCUGCUGGAGAAAAGGCUGAAGCCUAUGCCGCCCGCAUGGUCGAGCAGGGUCGUCUCCGGGGUCACAUUGAUCAGAUUGACGGUAUCAUUUCUUUCAAUGCUGAAAGCUCGGGUGGUUCAUCUGCGGGCGGGUCAAAUGGGACAAAGCUUCGUCAGUGGGAUCUUGGUGUGCAGGAAGUUGCUCAAGACGUGGAGCGCGUGGCUGCUAGUAUUUCUGAUCAAUACCCGGAAUUCACUACAAGCCAGAUGGUUCAUUGA